This is a messenger RNA of Daldinia caldariorum, 1286 nucleotides long. RefSeq lists its product as uncharacterized. Bases 328 to 1263 code for a protein of 311 amino acids. The record is from RefSeq and is a predicted model, not a curated record. Gene Ontology annotation, biological process: regulation of DNA-templated transcription. The transcript has 3 exons. Gene Ontology annotation, molecular function: DNA-binding transcription factor activity. NCBI's taxonomy places the organism in Eukaryota, Fungi, Ascomycota, Sordariomycetes, Xylariales, Hypoxylaceae.
AUAAAACUCUACAUUCGUAUCCUUGGUACCAUCGGUACGGCACCAAUGGUACUUUACUGCCUCAAACCCCAGAAAACUAAUCGUGAUAGGGCUGGUCGUAUCCCAAGUUUUAACUUACCUUACUUACCUACUUAGCUAACAAGACCUCUCUAAUCCCCUAUCUCCAAUUUAUAUAAUAAUAACUCUCUUCAUUCCCGCAAUUCCUUGCUUAGACAUCAAAUCGAAGUUCUCGUAAACUUUAAGCUCGAAAAGAGAAAAGAUUAAAAGAUUAAAAAAGAUCGAAUUUGUUUAGUUAUAUUCACGAGGGUUUAUAUCUUUGCUGGCGCCAUGGAUAUGGCUAGCACGAACACUUCUCCCGCUUCUCCCGCCCGAACCAAACAACCCAAGAAGAGAAAUAGUGACGUGCGUAAAGAGCAGAACCGAAUCGCGUCUCGUGCAUAUCGAGAGAAGCGCAAGCAGAAGUUAGCAUUGCUAGACGAGAUACUGAAAUCAGAUUCUCAGACGGAUUCGAUGAGUUCGGUGUCCGAUGAGACAGACGGAUACAAUGGAUCCGGAUCGUGGACAUUUCAAGAUAGACAGGCCUCGGGUAGCCCUAUUCCAGGGGCACUCCAGGUCCCUCCCUCCGUGGCGCAAUGGGCCGCAGCGAGUCCCUCGUUGUCUUCAUCGGUCCCAAAUUACACCCACGACGCGUAUGAGGGUUGGAUGAGUUCGUUUAGCCGACCGGAACAUACCUUUCCUAUCAAUAACGAAUUCGCACAAUCUUUCAUCCCUACGGAAGUCGGAGAUAAUUCUCUCGGGCACUCGGUUCCGUUUAGCAUGCAGUCUCUCACGUCGGCGGCAACUUCAACGCCUUCAGUGCCCUCUAUUCCGUUAGAUCCUUCGCUCGUUACAAACAACUUCGCACCGCAGCACCGCCAUAACCAAUUAGCACAGAACCGAAAUGUCAUUACUUCACCUAAUCCAGUUUAUAACAACGACGAAGCUCAGAGACGAUUGUGGGUCGCCUCUCUUGAAGACGAUGUCUUGACAGAACUUGAGAGGUUCGCUGGAUUUAACCAUGUACAACAACAACAGAUUUUAGCCAUGAUACAGAAGAGAAGAAACUUAGGACAGCAUGGGCCGAGCCAUCGAAGCAGGGAAUUCAGGUAUCAGACCUGUCAAGCUACGCCUCCACCAACAGCACAAUUCGUGAAUACCGACUUUCGGAAAUAUCAAAGCAUGAGACAAGCUUCUGGAUCGCCUAUCCCAAGCGGUCGACGCUAAAUUUGUUUCGUGCUAACUGGCAC